GCGCCCCCGGCCGCCGCCGCUGGAGGCAGCGACAACGCCGGCCGAGACGCACGGCAGUAUGGGUCAAAACGACUGGCGCGUGCAACCUGACAACACCAUUCAGGUUGUUGACCCUAAAUCACCACAGAGGAAGGGCCUGGUGACCGGGGUCGAGGAGCCGCGCAAGAACUACCGCGGCAUGUUCAUCGCCUGGCUGAUCAUCUUUCUGGUGCUGCUGGCUGUGGUCAUCAGUGUAGCCAUCAUCGGCGUGCGCGACCCGCGUUACGUGCUGAUCGGGCGCCGCCUGCGGGUGCAGGACGUGCUGGAGCACAGCUUCAGGGCGUCGCCCUUCUUCGCCGCCUGGCGAGGUAACGUGCUGGUGUACAAAGACUCUACCGGGGCCCUUAUGCAAUACGAUGUUAUGAAGAACAGCUCCAAAGUGCUAUUCCAGCUACCACAGAAGGAGCAGGUGUGGCAUAUCGACACGUUGCUUUCGUCCGAUGGAAGAUACGUGCUCGAGAGAAGAAAGAUCAAGCAUGGACUGAGGGGCGCCAUCGAGGCCCAGUACUCCUUGCACGACGUUUAUGACGGUCACCAGUUCCCGGUGCUGCUGUCCCGGGACAGCCUGGAGGAUCCGUACCUGCAGAUGACGCUGUUUUCGCCGGGCCCCGCGCCGCCGCGGCUGGCCGUGGUGCACAGCGGCGACAUCUACCUGCUCUCGGCAGUGGAGAGUCCGGAGGCGGUGCGCCUGACGGAGACGGUGGCCGACGGUCCCGCCGUGCUCAACGGCGUCACCAACUGGUGGUACAGGGAGACCUUACUGAACACACCCCAGGCGAUGUGGUUUUCCCGGUCAGGCAACCAGCUGAUGUUCGUGACCUUCAACGACACAGAGCUGGAUACAGUCGACAUUCUGAGCUACCGCAAAGGGGCUGAUGCCGUCAUACGCAAAAUGGCCUAUCCCAAGAGAAAUGGGCCGUUAACGGCAAUUUCGAUCGCCGUCUGUCAUGUGGAAAAAACGUUGGCAAACAAAUCCCCAGAGAUCACCCAUCUUACCUCAGCAUUCUUGGAAAGCUCGUACCUGACGGGGGUGCAGUGGGUGGACGAGGCGACGGUGGCGGUGACGUCGAUGAGCCGUGCCCUGACCUCGGCCCAGGUCAGCCUCUGCACCGCGCCCGCCUGGCACUGCAGUGAGGUGUACGCCGCUGCCAACUGGCGGUGGGUGAGCGAACUACAGCCUGUGUUCGCCACCGGCUACUCUGAUUUCGUGGUUAAGACGGACGACACGGAAGAGCACGGGGAAGAGAUGGUGGAGGUGAUGGUGCAGGAAGGCGUCAAGAUCAGAAGCAAGGCUAGCGGACACCGGAUCGUGACACUGCAGUUCUGGGACCGGCAAGAGCACGGCAUUUACUACACGGGCGUGGAGGACACGCGGCCGUCGGAGACGCACCUGUACUGGCGGCCGGACUCCGCGGCCGGCCAGCGGGCGGGCGCCGCCUGCCUCACCUGCGGAGUCUCGACGCUGCUGGGCCGGCCCUGCAGCCGCCUGACGCCCAUCUUCGGCCCGAACAGCGACGCCCUGGCGCUGGAGUGCGCUCAGGGGCCGGUCCGGAGUCUCCACGUGCUGGAUCGAGCCGUGACGCGCCGCCUGGCCGAGCUGGACAGCAGCCGGGCCCUGGCCGAGCGCAUGGCCGUGCCGCACGUCUUCAGCGAGACGGUGUCCCUGGGCGGCGAGUACGUGCGCCUCGAGCUCAUCCUGCCGGCACUCUGGGAAGAGAAGAAGGGAGGCACCUACUUGUAUCCGUUUGUGCUUGACAUGUAA
Pollicipes pollicipes is the source of this 1801-nucleotide messenger RNA. Its product is annotated as venom dipeptidyl peptidase 4. The record is from RefSeq and is a predicted model, not a curated record. Gene Ontology annotation, molecular function: dipeptidyl-peptidase activity. Lineage: Eukaryota; Metazoa; Arthropoda; Thecostraca; Pollicipedomorpha; Pollicipedidae. The transcript is spliced from 12 exons. Gene Ontology annotation, biological process: proteolysis. Gene Ontology annotation, cellular component: plasma membrane. The coding region runs from base 59 to 1801 and encodes 580 amino acids.